GCAUAACCUAGCAUUUCUUGGCUAGCAGGGAGGAAAGGUGGGCAACCCCUUCAAAGCCCAUUCCUUCUAUAUUUAUAUGAGUACAAUUCAUUGGCACAAUAUAGUUUCUCACACAAUAUGUCCCCCUUUAACAAGUAGGAGCUGCCACACUGCUUGCUCUGUACAGUAACAUGUCCCAUGUAGAAGUUACUGAGUCUGCACUGUCCCAAAGGCAAAAGCAUUAAGUAACUGAAAUAUAUUGUAACCCUGUCUGUAACCUGGCAGCUACCCAGCAUGCACUGCUCUCAGCCACUCACUCACUGUCAGUUCUAUUCAGUAACAAGUAGAAAGCAGUAAAACUCUGCAGGCAGAUCCACUGAGCUCUGUAAUCCCAUUUCCCUUUAUUCUGGUGCCCACAUGCGGCUGCUCCUGCACUGCCAGCUCUCCUGAUCUGCAUCUGCCCACCAGCAAUAUGGCCGCCUCUCUGGGGCAGGGACAACUCUGAGAGGGAAGCCAUUGUUUGAUUGGUCUGAAACCGAACCAGCUCAUUGGCUAAAGGGCGGAGCUGCCUUCCCAGGGGGAGGGGUGAGAGAUCUUUGUGCUUCUCUCUGUACCCAGACCGGAUAGAGGGAAAGGCUGAACCCUUCCUGUAACUGCCUUAUUCUGUGUCCCUGGGCUGCUGGGGGGGUACAUGAAGGCGGAACCCAAUUUAGACUCUGCUGAACUGCCCAAACCAGAGACUGACUCGGAGUCCGGCACAAGAGAUGGCGAUUGCUUAACAAGCUCUGAUGGAUCAGGUUUUAUCUGCUAUAAGUGUGGGGAAACCUUCACUGUGAAUAGCCAUCUUCUCGCCCACCUCUGUGGGAAACAACUGAGAAGCUACUCCAGAGAGAAACUAUACAGCUGUACAGAGUGUGGGAAAAGAUUCUCUUUAUUACCGAGUUUGGUUACACACAUAAGAAUCCACGCAGGGGAGAAACCAUUCACCUGUACAGAAUGUGGGAAAAAAUUCACUCUAAAGAGCUCCCUUCACAAACAUGAAAUGAGUCACAGAGGGGAGAAACCUUUUAAAUGUACAGAAUGUGGAAAAAGUUAUACUGAAAAGCACGCACUUCAUGUACAUGAAAGAAUUCACACCGGGGAGAAACCAUUCACCUGUACAGAAUGUGGGAAAAAAUUCACUCUGAAGAGCUCCCUUCACAAACAUGAAAUGAGUCACAGAGGGGAGAAACCAUUUGCAUGUACAGAAUGCGGAAAAGGUUAUACUGAAAAGCGCGGCCUUCUUGUUCAUGAAAGAAUUCACAAUGGGGAGAAACCAUUCACCUGUACAAAAUGUGGGGAAACUUUUUCUGAAAAGAGAAAACUCAAGAGGCAUGAAAUAAAUCACAAAUACAAGCCCUAUGCAUGUAGUGAAUGUGGUAAAAAUUAUUCUGACAUGGAAAAGCUUUGCAGGCACCAAGCAAUUCAUAUAGAUGAUAAAGUUUUUAAAUGUAAAGUAUGUGAAAAAGGCUUUUCUCGCAAGGGCCAUCUUAAAAUUCAUGAAAGAAUCCACACAGGGGAGAGACCAUACACUUGUGCAGAAUGUGGCAAAUGUUUUAUUCGCAAGAGCCAUCUUAAAAUCCAUGAAAGAAUUCACACAGGGGAGAGACCAUACACCUGUACGGAAUGUGGCAAAUGUUUUAAUAAAAAAAACAUUCUUCAAAAACAUCAACGGACUCACACUGGAGAGAAACCAUUCACCUGUGCAGAAUGUGGGAAAAGUUUCGCUGUAAAGCGCAGCCUUCUCGUACAUGAAAGAAUCCACACCGGGGAGAAACCAUGUAUCUGUACAGAAUGUGGGAAAAGUUUUUCUGAAAAGAGCACCCUUAAUCGCCACCAAAAAAUCCACACCGGAGAGAAACCAUACGCAUGUACAGAAUGUGAGAAAUGUUUUACAGAUAAGGGCGGCCUUCGUAUACAUGAGAGAACUCACACUGGAGAGAAACCAUUCACCUGUACAGAAUGUGGGAAAGGUUUUUCAGAUAAGGGCAGCCUUCGUACACAUUUGAGAAUUCACACUGGGGUGAAACCAUUCACCUGUAAAGAAUGUGGGAAAAAAUUCACUGUAAAGCGCGCACUUCUCAAACAUGAACGAACCCAUACCAGGGGGAAACCAUGUGCCCGUAUGUCAUGCCAGAAUUGAAUUUCCCUGGCAUGUCCGGAGUUAAACUUGGCAGCAUUUGGCUCUGUGUGUCCACACAGAGACCCUUAAUUAAUUAAAUAUGCAAAAGGGACUGUGGGAAGGCGACAAACUUAUCUGGGUUAAGCAGACAAUUCAGAGACAGCCAUUUGGGGCAGGGAAGGUUUCUUUGAUCUGUUGAUAAAGAGAGGCAAUUGUGCACUUAAGAACAGCAGGGGGCGCAGCUAGGAAAAAAAUAUGGAUUAUAGAAAGGGAUCCAUAUCUCCUUUGCUUUAGGGGUCACAUCCUCAUAAAUCACAUAUUGGUAAUGGGGAGGCCCCCUGCUUCCCAAUGAUACCAAACAGGGACUGCCUAUACCCACCAGUUAGGGGGAUAGUUUCUGGGGGGGCCGGGACAGGAGACCCCCCUCAUGUUUGGUAUCAUUCUGAUCCCCCACAUAUGGGUUAAAGCAAGCCCCUACUUUCAUAAUAAUAUUUGGUACCGGCAAGUGCUAAUAUUAUAUGACAUAAACUGGCCUCAGAAUUGCCGGGGUGAUAAAAGGGCAACAGACCCAGGUUCUCUUUAGCUUAUACUUGAGGCUCCAAUUCUGUUGGUGGGGGGGCUCAGGUUUUCAAACUCUUGGCUCAUAGGGUUUCUCUGUGUUUUAUUUCCUUUUAUUUACUGUUUGUAUGUGUAUGUCUCUUUUUGUAACAUCUUUUCAAAAUGCACUGUUUACCCCUGUAAUAAAUAUAAAAUUUAAUU
Messenger RNA from Xenopus tropicalis (tropical clawed frog), 2899 nucleotides. RefSeq names its product oocyte zinc finger protein XlCOF6-like. The transcript is spliced from 2 exons. Lineage: Eukaryota; Metazoa; Chordata; Amphibia; Anura; Pipidae. Bases 671 to 2161 code for a protein of 496 amino acids. Gene Ontology annotation, cellular component: nucleus. The record is from RefSeq and is a predicted model, not a curated record.